This is a messenger RNA of Olea europaea var. sylvestris, 1168 nucleotides long. Its product is annotated as extensin-like. Lineage: Eukaryota; Viridiplantae; Streptophyta; Magnoliopsida; Lamiales; Oleaceae. Bases 27 to 989 code for a protein of 320 amino acids. The record is from RefSeq and is a predicted model, not a curated record. The transcript has a single exon.
UGAAUAUAGCAGAGUUAGAUUUGACAAUGGAGAAGAAGCUGUUCCAAGCUUUGAAUUUUCUCAUUUUGCUACUCACAAUAGCACAGGCAAUAAGGGCUGAAGCAGAUAAUCAAUAUGGUGGUUAUAAUUCUCCGCUGUAUUCUUACUACGCGCCACCACCACAAGCCUAUCAACCACCAGGUCCACCUCUAACACCACCCCGUCAUGAACGACCGCCACCAUCUCACCCUCAGCAGCCACCCCAUCAUGGUCACCCACCGCCCACUCACUAUAGUCCUCCACCAUCUCAUGGCCACCAGCCACCCACGCAUAGGUGUCCCCCACCCGCUCCACCACCGUCUCAUGGCCACCAGCCACCCAGUCAUAGGCAUCCUCCACCGUAUCAUGGAUAUCAGCCACCAACUCACCGGCAUCCACCUCAUAAAUAUACCCCACCACCUUCUUCCCACGGACAGCCACCACCACCAUCAUUCUCACCACCUCCAAUUUCAUAUGGGCAGCCACCUCCGCCUCCAGUAUACUCUCCUCCUCCUCCAGCAUACUCCCCCCCUCCUCCUCCACCAAUAUAUUCAUCACCUCCGUCACCUGUAUACUCUCCUCCUCCUCCAGUAUAUUCUCCACCUCCGCCAUUACACUCUCCUCCUCCUCCAGUAUAUCCACCACCUCCGCCGCCAGUAUACUCUCCUCCUCCACCAGUAUAUUCACCACCUCCUCCACCAGUGUACUCACCACCUCCUUAUGACCGGUCACCACCUAGCUAUUCAACGCCGCCUCCUCACCAUGGACAGUCGCCUCCAACACCUCAUCAUCACCGUUCACUGCCAAAGCACAAACCCCCACCAAUCCAUUCACCUCCUUUUCGUGGAAAACCACCACCAACACCAUAUCACCACCGUUCACCACCAAAGCACAAGCCACCGCCUCCUCCAUACUAUGGGCCACCACCACCCCAAUACCCACCCUCCCCAUAUGCUCCUUACACUCCUUAAUUUGCCGCCAUGGAGUCAAGUGGACUACAGACUAUCAAGUAUAUCAAUCUGCAGUUUUAGUUUAUUAUGAGCUGACUCUUUUUUCGUAAUUUCUAAUCUUCCAAGAAUGUUUACCAAAUCCUGAAUAAUCAUAAAAAUUAUAAUACAAUAAUUGUACUAAUCUCCUGUUUCUUAGUUUA